Messenger RNA from Hydractinia symbiolongicarpus, 5678 nucleotides. RefSeq lists its product as uncharacterized. NCBI's taxonomy places the organism in Eukaryota, Metazoa, Cnidaria, Hydrozoa, Anthoathecata, Hydractiniidae. The transcript has 2 exons. Bases 9 to 1040 code for a protein of 343 amino acids. The record is from RefSeq and is a predicted model, not a curated record.
AUAGGAGAAUGAAAGCUGAUCCAAUCGAAGUCAAAAUUACACACUUCAAGCAGCAAUUACCUGUUGAAAUGGAUAGGUUUUGGUCAUCCUCAGAAAACAAAAUGGGUCUCCAGCAAAUGUUCAUCAAUUGGAUGAUUGAGUGUUGUCGAUCAGAAAUUCCUGUUUUCCUUGGUGGUGCAAACACCGAUGAUAUAACAUCUUGUUUGAAGCUUUGCAAUGGGGAGAGAUCUGUUGUUCCAUCACUCAGCAAUGAUCACGAAGAAGCUGAUGAUCGCAUCAUGUACCAUGUUAGCCAGUCAAUCUCAGAAGAAAGAUUUGAGAAAGUUAUAGUUGCUUCUCCAGAUACUGAUGUUUUUGUAUGUUCUGUUUACCAUUUCAAGCGUUGGAUUUUCAAUGGUUUGAAUGAGUUGUGGGUAGUCAGCGGUAGGAGCGGUACAACAGUUGCAUUUCCUGUUCAUGACCUGGCAGAGAGGAUUGCUCCUGAAGUUAUAGAUAUCUUACCAGCUGUGCAUGCAUUAACAGGAUGCGACACAACAAGCAAAAUUGGAACAAAAACAGCAGCGUUAAAAGUUGCGUCUGGAAGUUGUUUUGGUGAACUAUCUUUCUUUGGUGUAUCUACUUUGAAUGAAGAAUUAGUCGACUUAGCACAACAUUUUAUGGUACAUUGUAUUUCAAAAGAUAAGGACGUUAUCUAUUAUAAAAAAUCGCAACUGUUAGAUUUAGAGAAGCUUCCUCCCACAUCGUCGAGUGCAAUAUUACAUAUUAAACGUUCCUAUCUUCAAACGUAUGUAUGGUUACAUGCCCCAUUUGUGAGAAGUAUUGACAUAGAUCCAACACAUUACGGCUACGUAUUGGAUGAAGAAGGUGAUUGCCUGAAGCCAAAAAUAACUGAAGAUGACGUUUUGCCUGAUGAUUUACCACAGCCUUGCAACUGUCUGAAAUGUGCUCGAGCUAAUGUCUGUAUAUGUCGAAUAAAUAACAUUAACUGUUGUCAAUAUUGUAACUGCAAACGCGAAGAGUGUCAAAACCCAUUCGAAUGAAAUUAGUAAAUCUCAAUAUCAUCAACGAACAAAGGCGCAUGAUAUUUUUGUUAUAAUAGUUUUUUUAUAUAUAUAGUGUCGUUUUACUCUUAUCGUUUGAUCAAGAUUUUUUAUCAAGAGCCUGAAUAAAAUAAUUUACAAUACUCCAAAUUAUGAUCAGUAUUGAAAUUUUUAGUUUAGUAUGCUUCACUUAAAUGCUUCUAACUUUUGAACGGUACAUUUUCAGACCCAAGUUCUAAUGUGAUUAUUGAUCAGUAUUAAAUUUGUGAUCGAUUGAUAUAUAACAUGACCAUAUUUGGAAAAUUACGCCCUUAUGCAUUUUUUGCGCCCUUCCGCCAUCUUUCCCGCCAAACGACUAUGAACCAAAAUGGGAAAGUAAGUUUUUUCUGACCUUUCCAUCAUGUACCUUCAGGAUUUGAAGUCAGACCUAGUGUACAUUGAAGUGCAUACUCAACCCCCCAGGCUCCCAGAGUAAUAACUAUAUAUACAAUAAUUUCAAGUAUUUUGUGAUACUAUUAUUUUACUUUCAUGCUUAUCACACAAGCCAAUAACAAAAUGGGAACAUGCAUCCUUUAAUAAUCCACAUUCAUCACAUCUUAGCACCAUUCCACCACUGUUCCGCCUACAGUAUUUACAAUAACCUAUAUCCUUAUUGACAAAAUAAUAUUAGAUAAACUAACAAAAGUUAGUUAAAUAAAAUUUAUAUACACUUCUUGUUUUAAGAUAAUUAAAUAUUUCCCAAAAGUACAAUUUUUUAAUUUUUAUUAAAUGAAUUUACACAAUAAAUCACAAUUAAUGAAUAUUGAUUAGCUUGUGUAUAAUUCAUAUAAAAUUGUACUUUUGGGAAAUAUUUGAAUAACUUUUGGAAAAAAAUUGUGUAUAAAGAGUGUAUGUAUCUAACUCUUGGAUAAUAUUCUGAAGAAGACUUUGGUAAAGUGCAGAAAGGACCACCAAUCAGGUUCAGGCCAGCUUGCUUUGUGUUGAAGAAUAAUCCCGGGGGUUGUACCCAAAAUAUAUCUCAAUUUUUGACACAUUCACAAAAAAUUAUUUAAAAGUAAUAAAAGUAUUUAAUAACGUUACAUUUACGGUAAAAAGGCUAUUUCAUUCAUACGGGACGCAAAUAGUUUGCAUUGCUACUUCCUUUAUUCUCCUCAUGUGUCACCCCCUUGUCAUAAAAGCAGAAUAUACUGACGUAAACAUAAAGUUUGUUUUCAUGAUAGCGUUUUCAGCGAGAAAACUACGGGCAUUUCUGUCAGGUAAUGUUCUGAUCUGAUAAGCUUUUCUGAGUAAAAUCGUCACAUGAGUGAUAUCCAGCUAGCUUCUUUAUUUCCACUCACAAGCUAAGCUGAACUAACAAGCAGCUUUUUAGAGGGAGAUGUUCUCCAGGAGAUAUAUUUAUUUUCCAUCUUUCUCUAGCAAUCCACCAUGCAACUUUUUGUUGAGUAUCAUUUAACGUUGUAAAAAUGUUGUAAAAUAUGUGGAUGUACUUUGAAAGUGGAAAAAUUAAGGACUUAAACAGUGAAGCUGAUAUGAUACUGAAAAUGGAAUAGUAUGCAACCACUUGCAUGUUAGAUAAGAAGAACUUUACUGGUAUUUUGAAGUUAUUAUGACAGUUACAUGGAGCCCUGACCAAUGAAGAAAUAUCUUCCGUAUUCCGUUUGCUGUAAGGUGGAACAUUAACACCCAUAUCCGAAAGUUUUUUAAAGCGUUUUUUGAGAUAUGGCGUACAUGUCGAAUACAGCAAUGUGCAGUUAAUCUUUAAAUGAUACUGAUACACUAUGAUGAUACGCUGCAAUAUGCUAGAAGUAAAGUCGAUUACAUUGUGGGUGAGAAUGUGUAUAUGUUACCAAGUAAUUUAAACCUUAGGAUAGGUAAAUUAAUAAUUAUAAUAAUGAGAUCCUAGUAUCUAAAACAGGUUUUGGUACUAAUCUUAAAGUUAAUACGGAAAGGAAACCGGAUCUUAUACCAAAAGAAAAGAAACCAGAUCCGACAACACCAAAGAAAAAGAUACCAGAUCCUAUACCACCAAAGAAGACAGAUCCUACAAUUCCAAUUGAUAAAACUGAUAAUACAAAAUCAGAAGUACCGACAGGUGAAAUAACUCAUCAGGAAGAGAAAAUAGCUCUAAUUUCAACUAUAAUUUUUUUUAGAUAGAUUAUCCUCUUUUUCUUGUCAUAAAGUAUGUAUAGAUAAACACACCUAUACCUGUAAUAAGUGCCCAUAUAUUUUGUGAUAACCAUCCAAUGGUAUCCUUUGCUCUAUUUAGUAUCCAUGCGACCACGGAUCCUAUUAUACCUGGUAGUGCUGCCGCUGCUUUUCCUGCUAAUUUACCUAUAGUAGGCUGGCAAGUGCUGGCAAGUGAAUUCCUUUUCCGCUAGGUUUAUCACCACCUGAGUUUUUUGUGGAUGCCGUUGUUGAUCCACCGUCUGGUAAUAAUGCUUCAACGAGGACACCGAUAGCCAUACCAAAGGCUGUUAGAAUUGAUACUAUUAUUAUUCCCAGCUCACGGAAGAGGUUUUUAAUCCUUUCAUCCAAUGUACCGGUUUCCUUAUCCAAAAAACGUGAAAGUGAGUCUUAAUUUUGUUGUAUUUGAUUUGAAAAUCCGUCCUUUAAUAUGGAAAUCUCUUGUUGCCUUGCUAGUUCAUUUAACCUAGUUCUCAGUCCUUGCUUGACUUCCUCAUCCACCCCGGGAUCAUUUUCAACCUCUGCUAACUUCUGUUGAUCUUUUUGUAUGUGAUCUUGUAAUUCAACACUUAUAGCUACAGCUAAUUUAAGGGCUGCACGGGUGGUUUGCAUUGCUUUAUCAUGACUAUUCAGAUCUGGCUGUGGUAAUAGCUGCUCCCUUUCAUCAUAAAAGAUGUUUCAUUCUCUAUUUCUUUAGUAUCAUUGAUAAUGUUCAUGGUACGAUCAACUAAUUCAAUAAAUUCAUCGUUAUUGGCAUCAUCCAUCUUCAUAUUGAUCUCUUUCAGCUCAUUUUCUUUUUUUAAUUCUUGUUGUAUUUGUUUAUUUCGAUCAAGACCACCAAAACCAAUAUCAUUUAAAAAUUUUGGGCUAAAUAUAUUUUGAUAUCCACCGUCAGUACGCCAUUCAUUGUUGUUUCUUAAUACUGAUACCAGUUCAUUUGUUUUCAUAUUCUUGACAUAAACCCCUUUCACCAUCACCUAUUAGAUGGUGGUAAAAUCUACCGAAACAACCACUGUAUCAAAUAUAUCUACCAGCACCAAAGUAUGUUCUGAGACCUAAUUCCUCAUAUUCUAUUUAUGAUACAACUAAUGAUAUACAUCAGGUAGAUAUCUUGUAUCUUUCACAUGAUAAGUACAAAAGAAAAACAUAGAAGUAUGUUCUCUGUGUUGUAGAUGUAGCCAGCAGAUACAAAUCAGCAUAUCAACUAACCAGUAAAAGCUCAAAAGAAACUGCUGAAGCCUUUGAUUGGAUAUAUGGUAAUAUCGAAUUAACAUUCCCCAAAACAUUGAUUUGUGAUGCUGGUAAAGAGUUUUAUGGUGAUGUUACCAAACUUAUGAACAAGCAUAAUGUAAUAAUACAACGUGGUGAUUCUAGCCAGCAUAGAAGUCAAGGUAUUGUAGAACGAUUUAAUAAAACAUUAGCAGAUAGAUUAUUUAGUUAUCAAUACCAUAAGGAGUUUGUAGAUCCACCAAAAAGUAAUAGAGAAUGGGUUGGUAGAUUGCAAACUGUAGUCAGUGCUUUGAAUAACGAAAAAAACAGACUAAUUUAUGUGAAACCUGUAGAUGCUAUAAAACAUACUUUAGUGAAGCAAGGAUAUUCACAGCCCAUCAAAAGUGAUAAUAAAAACAUUACUUGAUGUUGGUACUAAUGUUAGAUAUCUAUAUGAACCUGAUGAAUUGGAAGGACAAGUUUAUGAAGGUGAAAGACGAAAACGAUUUACUGAUCCAAUAUGGUCAGUGGAUGUAUAUAAAAUAAAAGAUAGAUACAUUAAAAUUAAUCAACCAACGUUAUAUUAUUUAGAUGGUGGUCCUAAGAGAUCCUUUGUUUUUGAAGAGCUUCAACCCAUUUAGAAUCUUAAGAUAUUAGGUCCCAUAUUCUUUCUAUUUCCUUUUGUCUAGACUGUGUUUUUAAUUUUAGGAUUAUUUUUGCAUAAUCAUUCAUACCCAGUGCUUGGAAUAUCUUUUUUAGUGUAAAGUAAUAGUUUAUAAAGCUCUUUUUCUUAUUUGGUUUGUACUUAUUGUAUAGGCGACUUAUGACAGUAAAUGGAUGUUGUACUCGAUCGCGUUCCUCUAUUGUUAGAUGUGGAAACGAUUGAUUCAUUAAUGUAAAAUAAAUAUAAAAAAUGCUAUGCUUGUUUUUUUUUAAUAGGGAUUCUAGUAUGGGGAUACUGAGUAUAGUAUAAUUGUAUACUAAAUUGUCUGUAUUAUUAAUCUGACCCCAUAAAGUUUUUAUCACAUUAUCGGGUACAACUUGAUCUUGUGUACGAAGGAACUGUUUCAGAAUCACAAUAAAAUUCCCAUCCCUCUUGUAUAUGCACUGCUACCGAAAGGUACAACGUUCAAAAACACUGUAUGAAGGUAUAUAAACAGGAAUAAUACUAACUGCACCACAUUUUGGACAAACUAGUGUCGAUGAUGUUAUGCUCUUUAUCUUUUCCACAUCACAAGCACAAUC